AUGGAGACUUCCUCGCUGCUGUCCUCCUUGAAUGAUGAGUGUAAAUCUGACAAUUACAUUGAGCCUCACUACAAGGAAUGGUAUCGAAUAGCCAUUGAUAAGCUGAUUGAACAUGGGCUAGAAGCAUACCAGGAAUUUCUUGCCAAGGAGCGAGUAUCAGACUUUCUAGCUGAGGAAGAAAUUAAUUAUAUUUUGAAAAAUGUCCAGAAAAUUGCACAAAGUACAAUCCAUGGUACUGACAAUUCCUGCGAUGAUACCUCAUCUUCAGGGACGUAUUGGCCCAUUGAAUCUGAUGUGGAAGCUCCAGAUCUUGACUUGGGCUGGCCAUAUGUGAUGCCUGGACUCUUAGGGGGUACCCACAUAGACCUCCUCUUUCAUCCACCAAGAGCACAGCUACUUACAAUUAAGGAAACUAUUCGGAAAAUGAUAAAAGAAGCCAGAAAGGUCAUUGCUUUAGUGAUGGACAUGUUUACAGAUGUGGACAUUUUCAAAGAAAUAGUGGAAGCAUCAACUCGAGGGGUAUCUGUAUACAUUCUGCUUGAUGAAUCCAACUUUAAUCAUUUCCUAAAUAUGACUGAGAAGCAGGGUUGCCAAGUUCAACGUCUCAGGAAUAUUCGAGUGAGGACAGUAAAAGGCCAAGAUUAUCUUUCAAAAACAGGAGCCAAAUUUCAUGGAAAAUUGGAGCAGAAAUUUUUGUUAAUUGACUGCCAGAAAGUUAUGUAUGGUUCUUACAGCUACAUGUGGUCAUUUGAAAAAGCUCACUUCAGCAUGGUUCAGGUAAUCACAGGACAACUUGUUGAGUCCUUCGAUGAAGAAUUCCGGACACUGUAUGCCAGGUCCUGUGUCCCCAGUCCGUUCGCACAGGAAGAAUCAGCCCGGGUGAAGCACAGCAAAGCUCUGUGGGAGAACGGCACUUACCAGCGUUCCCUCUCUUCCCUGGCCUCCGCUUCCAGCCAGAGAAACUUCCUUGCUAGACAAGACCAAAUCCAUAACCUAGAUGCCAAUUACUUCAAAAGCAGAGGGCUAUACGCUCGGAAUGAACACGACAAAUACAGCAUGAGGAAUCCUGGAUACAAACCUCAUUUCGUUCCCAACUUUAACGGCCCCAAUGCCAUCCGUCAGUACCAGCCCAGUCAGAAUGAAAACUGGAAGAGACACAGUUAUGCCGGGGAACAGCCAGAGACGGCGUCAUACCUGCUGCUGAAUAGGACCAUGAACCGCACCAUCAAUCCUCCUGGGAACUGGAAAAAGCCUUCGGAUAGCCUGAGUGUGGCAUCCUCGUCCCGGGGAGGCUAUGCGAGCCCCCAGGUCACCCCUGCCCAGAGUUUUGGCAAUUGGCUUGCCCAGAGGAAAACAACACAUCUUGGCGAGAGGAAUUCCAAUGUGCGGAGGUCUUUUAACGGGACAGACAAUCAUGUUCGCUUUUUGCAACAACGGAUGCCAACCCUGGAAAAUACCACCAAGUCAUUCUUGCGCAACUGGAGGAUCGAAUCCUACCUAAAUGACCAUUCGGAAGCCGCGCCUGAUUCCAAUGGAUCGGCUCCGGGUGACCGGUAUGAGAACUACGGUAGCUGUGAGAACCUGAAAGCCAGCGCCCUCUAUACACAUCCCCGGGUUCGCCCCUCUUUAGUGUUUAAACCAACUUUACCUGAGCAGCAAGAAGUGAAUAGCUGUACAACUGGCUCUUCCAACUCCACUAUCAUUGGUUCCCAGGGGAGUGAAACCCCCAAGGCGGUCCCAGAUACCCCUACGAGGGCAGAGCAUUUGACGGAUGAACCUUUGCCAGAAUCCAUCCCCAGGCUACCGCUGCAGGCAGAGUCGCCAAAAAUGCACCCCUUGCAGACGCCUGAAAACCACUCAGCAGUCCUACAUCAAACUGCAGAUGGCCACCCGGAGUCAAACAACUACUUAUAUACAAACUUGUGUGCCAAUAAGGAGACAGAAAACCUAAAGAAUGAACAGCAAAAAGAGAAUCUGCUUAAAAGGCGAAGUUUCCCAUUCUUUGAGCACUCCAGAGUCAAUUUAGACCAUGGAAAUAGUAAGAAUUAUGUUUAUAGUACGCUUACCAGGAAUCGAAUCCGGCAGCCUGUAAAACCCAAAGAGGACUUGCUGAAAAGUUCCAAAAGCAUGCACAAUGUGACCAAGAGUGUGGAAGAGGAGGAGGAGGAGACCAAGGGAGACCCUCCGGGUGGCGCAGCUACCAAGUCCAUUUCCAUCGCUGCUUUGCUUGAUGUGAAUAAAGAGGAGUCUAACAAAGACCUCACUCCAAAGAAAGAAGUUAAGGGUUCCCCCAGCUUUCUGAAAAAGGGAUCUCAGAAGUUAAGGUCAUUGCUUAGCCUUAGCCCAGACAAGAAAGAAAAUUUAUCCAAAAGCAAAGCAUCUCCCUUUUAUAGAAUGUGUAGCAGUUCCGACACUCUGGCUUCUGAGGCUGAAGAGAAUCAAAACCCCAAAAAGUCAGAGCCGAAAGUUGAGUUGUCUCCAAGAAGAAAGCGUGCUUCCUCGUCAACCUCUCAAGGCAGCAUCCACAAGAGUAAGGAGGACAUAAUGAUUAGCCCCUCGCCAGGGAUGCAUUCUCCACCCGCUGAAAGUAAUGAGAUGAUGCCUUCUCCAAGUCCAGUUGAAAAGUUCUUAGAACGGGCGGGGGAUGCCUCUGCCCCAAGAUUUAACACGGAACAGAUCCAAUACCGAGAUUCAAAGGAGGUGAAUAGAGUUGUUGCUCCUGUAAGAAAACCAGCUCUUCCUACAAGGUCACAGCCCAAUGAGCUGCUAAGAACUCAGUCAACUGACCGUCGCAUUUACAGUCGUUUUGAGCCAUUUUGUAAGAUUGAGAAUUCUAUCCAGCCCACAAACAGCAUGUCCAAUAGCAGUAUACACCGCCCAGAAAUAAAACCCACCACCAUGGGCAAUAGCUAUGGAAGGUCCAGUCCAAGGCUUCAUUACAACACUAAUGUUUACCACACGUAUCAGCCAAAUGAAAACAAGUUUCGAGGAUUUAUGCAAAAGUUUGGAAACUUCAUAAACAAAAAUAAAUGA
Messenger RNA from Pipistrellus nathusii (Nathusius's pipistrelle), 3033 nucleotides. The record is from the annotation of a GenBank genome assembly. Lineage: Eukaryota; Metazoa; Chordata; Mammalia; Chiroptera; Vespertilionidae.